ACGUGCUCAGCCAAGCAAAGAGCAACAUCCCCCCCCCUUUUUUUUUUUUUUUUUCUAUUGGACAAGAGGAGAUUUCUAUAAUCGUAAAGGAUGCUGCUGAUCCUGGUGCUGAUGCUGCUGUAAGGCGCGCGCACUCAGAGCUCCUCCUCUAUCGUUGGCGAGUGGUCACAUUUUUCUCUCUCUGCUCAAUGAGACCAAGAGGGCACCGGAGAGGAUUUCCUAAACUCAACGUGCAGCCCAGCCGCGUGCCUAUUUUUUUUCCCUGUCGCCUUUAUUAAAGUGGAGCCUAAUAUGAUGACAUCAUUUGGUAAACUGGAUCCUGUACAGCACUGGAAACCUUCUCAUCUUAUUUGAAUCUGAGCGCAAUACAAUGUUUUGCUUCCCAACGUUCCAAGCAACCUGUUAAGAACAAGGACACUGAGAGCUGCACCAACAUGGCUUCAGAUCAGCCUGACAUGGACUCCCCGGAGAAGUGGUCUACAGAAGAUCCAGGCUGUAAGCAGCUGGGCCGAAGGUAUAUGCGGAAAAAGCUCCGACCUGUGCGGGUUUUGGGGUUGGUCUUCAGCCUGUUGGCUUUAAGUGCCGUCUCCAUCAGUGCCUUGAGCAGAAGUUCAGAUGGGCUCAACAAGCCGUUGUUCCCCCAGGUGGCUCUUCAGGAGUCGGCCCCGCACAGGACCCUACUUUUCACACCACAGCAGGGGGAUCAAAAUGUGUCCGUUGACAUGCCCAUAGCCAUGAAAUCCACAGCUGACAAUGAAACACAGGGGGAGUACCCGCGGGACCUUUUUACGCGUGAAGAGAGGCGCAAUGGAGCAGUGGUCCUCCACAUGUUUGGCAUGAUCUACAUGUUCAUUGCCUUAGCCAUCGUGUGCGAUGAGUUCUUUGUUCCAGCGUUGACGGUGAUCACAGAGAAGCUCUCCAUCUCAGACGAUGUGGCAGGUGCCACCUUCAUGGCAGCAGGCGGUUCAGCACCAGAGCUCUUCACCUCCAUCAUUGGAGUCUUCAUCUCGCACAGCAAUGUGGGCAUCGGCACCAUCGUAGGCUCAGCAGUCUUUAACAUCCUUUUUGUCAUAGGGAUGUGCGCCAUCUUCUCUAAAGAGAUUCUUAAUCUGACAUGGUGGCCUCUUUUCCGAGAUGUUUCUUUCUAUAUCCUGGAUCUGAUCAUGCUCAUCAUUUUCUUUUUGGAUAAUGUCAUCUCCAUCUGGGAAAGUAUCACGCUGCUCUCCGCCUAUGCCGCCUAUGUAGUGUUCAUGAAGUUCAACAGCACAGUCGAGGGCUUUGUCAAGGGUUGCAUGCACAAGAACCAAGUGGUGGAAGUGGAGGUACAGCCAAAGGAUGAGAAGUUGAGCCCCGGGGCACCAGACGAAGAUGGCAAGUUGUCGGCCAGGCCUCGUCUGCAAAGGGGAGGUAGCUCUGCCUCUCUGCACAACAGUUUGAUGAGGAACAGUAUUUUCCAACUGAUGAUUCACACACUUGACCCUUUAAGUGAAGAAUUUGCUGACUCUGAGCUUGGGACUUAUGGGAAACUAAAAUAUUAUCACUCAAUGACUGAGGAAGGUAAAUUUCGUGAAAAGGCAUCUAUCCUUCACAAGAUUGCUAAAAAGAAAUGCCAAGUGGAGGACAGCGAGAAGGCCAAUGGUGUGGCAAGCCGUGCAGAAAAGAACCUUCCGAACAGCUCCAGUGUGGAAGUAGAGGUGACCCCACCGAUGAACGGAACAGCGGGGCAAGAGGGGGAGACGGCUGAAGAUGAAGAAGAGGAGGACCAGCCUCUGAGCCUGUCCUGGCCCGAAUCCAGCCGCAAACGCUUCACCUACCUCCUCAUCAUGCCGAUUGUCCUCCCCCUGUGGCUAACUCUCCCUGACGUCAGGAAAACGUCGUCAAAGAAGUUCUUCCCUGUUACAUUCUUGGGGGCCAUCUGCUGGAUUGCAGGGUUCUCCUAUCUGAUGGUGUGGUGGGCUCACCAGGUUGGUGACACCAUCGGGAUUACAGAGGAGAUUAUGGGUCUGACCAUAUUAGCAGCUGGAACUUCUAUCCCUGACCUCAUCACCAGUGUUAUUGUUGCACGUAAGGGGCUGGGUGAUAUGGCAGUGUCCAGCUCUGUGGGCUCCAACAUCUUUGACAUUACUGUCGGAUUGCCAUUUCCCUGGCUAAUGUGGUCCAUGUUCCGUGGCUUCUCAACAGUGAAGGUCAGCUCCAACGGCCUCUUCUGCGCCAUCGUGCUCCUCUUCCUAAUGCUCCUCUUCGUUAUAAUCUCCAUCGCUGCGUGCAAGUGGCGCAUGAGCAAGCUUUUGGGUGUCAUCAUGUUUAUGCUGUACUUAGUCUUCCUGGUAGUCAGCGUCAUGCUGGAGAACAAGGUGAUCAACUGCCCUGUGACGAUCUGAGAGACCUGCUGAGGAGCUGUCCUCUCCUCAGCAAACUCGCUACCAUCCAACAACCAUCCACAUAGUCUGCUGUCGAUCUCACCUAACCCUCAUGACCCUUUCCACCACAAGAACCAUACAUGAGAAUAAGAGAAAACGGGGAGAAACAUCUGUGAAUAUUUUUGACCCAAAACACUUUUUUGGAUGUUCUUUUUAAUGGGGGUUGCAAGCCAAAUAAACGGUAUUAUGCAUGCAAUUAGUUUCACUGGAGGAAGAGGAGUAAAGACGUUGCUAGACUGGAUUAAAUAGCAAUGCUUUGAACAGCGAAAAUGCCAUGACUUGAGUGCCCACUGCAAACAGAUUUGAACGGACAAGCUCGCUCAGCAGACUGAAAUGAAUGUCAGAUGCAGAUGUAUUUGUAUACAAGGACAUGGCAGACUCUUCGGAUGAGUGUUUCGCUCCAAACCCGAUGGUAUUGAGACGAGACUCGUGUUUGAGAUUUCUCCAAACAAACUUUUCCUCCUUUUUUUUCUCCUGCGAAUCCAUCUGUGCUCAGUCUUUAUGACACGUUUCAGCCUCAUCCUGUCCUGCCAAUUGCUGUCAACACAUUUCCAUGGAGCAUUUUUUUUGUUUUUAUUUUGGCUCAAUAAAAGUAGCAGUAGAUUAACAAUAACAGUAUUAUUCAGUGUGAAGCCAUUUUAACUGUGUGCUUCUUUUAUUUUCCUUGCUCUGAUUGUACAGAAUCUUCCAUGCUUCACAUGUACCAUUGAAAAAAAAAAAAAGAAAAGGGCAAAAACUAAAAGCCUAAGGUUUAGCCACUAGCCUCCAAUAUAUCACUCUGUUUGGAAGAAAUGCAUGAGUACAUAGACUCAAUAAGGAUACAUAACUAAAUCCAUGUUAGAAGUACCACACUGGAAACAUCCUUACCAUGUUUAAGCAUCAUGGUUGGUAUAGAUUAGUAAAUGUGUAGUGCUUUGUUCAUCAUAAAUCUAGCCUCACAUCUCCUAGUCAAGCUGUUUAAAGUACAAUUAACAAGGUAUAGGCUGCAUGAAAAAAAAAACUUCAAAGCUAGAAAAUAACCAACAUUUAAACAGUUGUAUAAAAAACUUUUUUUGCUUUUUUUUCAAAUACUUCUUGAAAAAAAAUCAAGGCUCAAUCUCUGUGUAUUGCCGAUAACCAUCAAGGUGUCUAUCAAACCAUUUCCUCUCUAAUCAAAGGUGCUUUUGUGUGCAUGUGUUCAAAUUUGCAGUCGGAGUCACCUCACAGAAAGUUAAUCACUUAUAGAGACGUGUUCCAUAUAUACGCACACAACACAUCUCUUAAAGCUACGUAGAAUGUGGAAAAAUCACAGACUUUAUAGCAAUAUACCACAUGUUGUCUUUGAGAGAAUAAACGCUCCCUGCAUGUUUAGCUGAUUAGGGAUUUUCUCAUCAGACUCCAUAAUUGAAAAUAAAUAACUAAGUAGUUAUUUGAUUUAAUUUUCAGUUUAAGGUGUGAGAUAUGUAAUUUGAAUGAGCAGAAUUUUUAAGUUGGUUUUAGUUUAUUUUUAUACUGAAAAAAUUACAGAUAAAAGAAAAAAAACGUUGACAUUUUCUCCUACUUUUAGCUUAAGUCAGUCAAGUAGGUGCACCAUGUAUUUUUUUUUGUGUUUGUAUCUUUGGCCGAACUUUAUAAAUACUUUUUAUAUUUUGUAUGUUCAAACUAGAAUCAAAUAACUCCUCUUUUUUUUGUUCUUUAAUGCUGGUUUUCCGAUGAGAAUGUCUGAUUAUUAGAACAUGCAUGGACCUUAAUCCCCUCCAUUCGUCUGUCCAUUUUUGUCUCCCUUCCCCACAGGAGAUAAAGUGGAUGACUAGUUCUCCUCCUUCCCAUUUAGAGCUGGCAUAAAACACCCCCUUUUUACCUCAGCACAGCCUUUGUACAGCCACGCCGUAGGGGUUAACUGUAAAAUAAUAGUAUAUAUAGAUUCUCUGAACGUGUGAAGAAACAUGCAUGUAAGGAACUCAGGCUGGUUACCCCAGCGGAGCUUAAGACCGGUUGUGUGGUAAAUUUUAUGCAUUGUGGAGAAACAUCAAGAAAGAAAAGGCUUCUUUUUUUGUAAAUACAAACUUUUUAUUUCUUUUUUUUGCAAAAAGGAAGUUGCACAUCUGCAUUUAACUCACUACUUUUAAGUUGAUGUUCUGAAAGAUACUAGGUAUGUUGCAGGGAACCCUUUAAUAGCACCACUGAGUGAAAACAUGCAUUUUCAAACACCUGAUUAGCACAAAAAAACUUUAAAGAUUUCUUUUAUGGUUCUGUUAAGUAAAGGAGGGCUUUAAAUUCCACAUUUUCGCCACUUAUUCCUUUUAUUUAUACUGACACUAUUUUUUUUUUUCUCUGCACGUGCGCAAAAAAAAAAAAGUCAUAACAAAAACCUUCAUAAAAGGCUUUGUGUUACCAUUCCCAUUCUCUUAAGAAUCAACUCGGAAGAGUAGAUUUAUGGCCUCAGAAGUGACUCAUGAGCACAUUUUUCAUGGAACCAUUCCCUUGUUGCCCACACACAUUAUUUACACCAAGCUCACUUCAGAUUUAGUUGUUUUUUUCCUCACUCUUUCAGGAAUCAUCAUAUUUUUCUGUGCUCUUUCUGAGACUUUAUGCAGAGUAGAAUAGGGUAUUCUUGGCAGGAAAAAAUGAAAAUGGUCAGGGGAAUGAAUCAAACGGCCAUAUUAAUCUGCGAUUGUGCUCACUUUAACUCUGAAAUUAAGUCUCUGUUUUCAAAUAAAAUGAAAAAUGAAUGUGGAUAUUGCCCCAAAUAUCUCACUAUGACCUGUUCUAAUGAGACAUUUGAAUGUAACAACAGGUAAGGAUUUCCAAAGUAUGUCAAGAUGAUUUUCACAUUAUUUUUUUAGAGAAUAAAGAGAAAAAUGAACUAUCAGAGGAGUUUAGCACAUGAGCAUCUUUUGUGGUUCACAAGGGUAAUCGACCGUGAAAGUUAGCUACUAACGAGCAUUCUUGCACUUGUAAAAUGUUUUAUUUUCUUGGUGUUAAUCUAAGAUUUAUUUAACAUGUACAUAUUCUGUAAACAAAAGCAAAUUAUCCAUAUAAUCUAUAUGUGUACAAGGAAUAUGUCUCUUUAUGUAAAAAACACAAAGUAUAAUAUAAUGAUAACAAAUAAAGAUGCUAAUUCAAA
Cyprinodon variegatus (sheepshead minnow) is the source of this 5526-nucleotide messenger RNA. RefSeq names its product sodium/potassium/calcium exchanger 2-like. Gene Ontology annotation, molecular function: calcium, potassium:sodium antiporter activity; calcium channel activity. The transcript is spliced from 12 exons. The record is from RefSeq and is a predicted model, not a curated record. Gene Ontology annotation, cellular component: membrane. Gene Ontology annotation, biological process: long-term synaptic depression; long-term synaptic potentiation; intracellular calcium ion homeostasis. The coding region runs from base 435 to 2381 and encodes 648 amino acids. NCBI's taxonomy places the organism in Eukaryota, Metazoa, Chordata, Actinopteri, Cyprinodontiformes, Cyprinodontidae.